Dioscorea cayenensis subsp. rotundata (Guinea yam) is the source of this 1072-nucleotide messenger RNA. RefSeq lists its product as uncharacterized. The record is from RefSeq and is a predicted model, not a curated record. Gene Ontology annotation, biological process: protein targeting. Gene Ontology annotation, cellular component: membrane. NCBI's taxonomy places the organism in Eukaryota, Viridiplantae, Streptophyta, Magnoliopsida, Dioscoreales, Dioscoreaceae. The coding region runs from base 323 to 841 and encodes 172 amino acids. The transcript is spliced from 7 exons.
AAAACCCGCCCCUUUUUUUUUCCUUGUCUGCAGGGUUCUUUGAAACCCUAGUGUUCCUUUUCUGAAAUUCUUCUCACUAGAUCAUUCUUGACGAAUUCUUCCAUUGGAUUUCCUCUUCUCGUUCAGCUCCGAUUUCUCAAAGGUUUUAACGAGAAUUUCUUCUCGAUUUUGUGUUUUCGUGGCCGGAGCAGUAGCGCACACGACCUGUUCGACGAAAGUUCCCUGAGAAAAAGAGACUGGUGAUUUAAAUUGGCCUUGGUUCUGAAACAUAAUCAUCAAAACAAGUAUCUCAAAGUUUUGUAGUUCACAGCAAGUGAGGAAGAUGACAACCACUUGGAUGCAUUGUUCAGAUUCAUCACUAUGCACAUGGUACAAGUCACCUGGUACCAUGGGGAAAUCUAUGAAAGCACGAGUGCUGUUUGUUAACCGCACGAGUCCUAGGUCAUGUUUUGGCUUUUGGAAGUUCAGUAAAAAGAGACAGUUCAUGCUUGAAGAGGCCUCAGAAAAAUUUUCUGGAAAUAUCUUUCCUGCGCCGAAGCAUCUUAGAUAUGCUGCAAAUGGAGGAAAUGGCUAUCGUAAUUUAACUACAAAGGAUCAGUUCAAUGAUGAGCCAUUUUGGUUGAGUUUGAUCAGGGAUGUCAUCUGGAGUGUGAGAUAUUUAGUUGAUUUUUUGGUUGAGCAGCCUAGUCAGUUGAAGUACAUAGAGUGGCCACAGUUUCAAACAACACUGAAAACUGCUGCUCUUACCCUUGUUCUUGUGGCCAUUCUCAUCGUUGCAUUAGCGACCAUCGACUCUGGUUUAUGUUAUAUACUGGCUUUCUUUCUCAGCAGACCUGCUUAAUAACAGCGAUGUUGUUGUCGAAAUUUAGAAUACAAGAACUUGUCAAAGACAACUCAUUCUUGUAAUAUUUCUCUUCAUUAUGAGUACCAAAUCUUUUGGAGAUUAUCUGGAGAAUGAUCGUGUAUAUAUAUAUAUAUAUAUAUAUAUAUGUAUGACAUGAAAGUUUGGGGUGACAAUAUUAUAUUCAAUUACAUGCUAAUCAUUUGUGAUUAGCUAACGAUUACUUCCUGA